GUCCGGAUGGCGAACUGAGUCCGCGGGCCGACUGGUUCGUUUUCGGGUUCUGCGGCGUCGCGGAGCCUCGGGGCGGCGGGGCCCGGCGGCUGGAGCCGGCGCCGGGCGGGAUCCGCGUGGUGCGGCCCGCGUGAGCAGCUCACGGGCCUGGUGACGGGGCGUGGCCGCUUGGUGCUGCGGGGGUGGCAGAUGGGGGCACUGCCCGGGCACUGCCAGGACCUGCUCCCCUCCGAGAGCCACGUGCUGCUGCUGCGGGGGGCGGCGCUGGAGGUCUGGGCACGGGGCGCAGAGCUGUGUCGCGGGCCCUCCUGGCAGCAGCAGCUGCACCCAGGGGAGGCGGCCAGGCCCCUGCCCCUGGUCUCCCAUGGCUACGUGACCCCGCGGCCGCCCUUCCUGUGCCCGCUGCCACCGGCGCUGCGGGCCCAGAAGCUGGUGCUGGGCCAUGAGCAUGUGGUGCUGCUGGGCUGUGCUGGGACCAUCUACACCUGGGGCUGCAGCAGACAUGGGCAGCUGGGGCACGGGGGGCUGGAGCCUGUGUCGGAGCCCCGGCUCGUGGAGGCCUUGGAUGGCAUGUCCAUGGGGGACGUGGCAGCUGGAGGCUGGCAUUCUGUCAGUGUCAGCGAGGGAGGUGAUCUGUAUGUCUGGGGCUGGAAUGAAGCAGGGCAGCUGGCACUGCCUUCCAAAGCACUGGCAGAGAAAAGAGCACCAGCCACAGCCUCUGUCUCCCAGCAUGAGGAACCCUGCACAGGACAGGCAGAGCUGAAAUUGACCCAUCCCGAGGCAGCACUGGCUGCUGAAGCAGCUGACUUCAUUUCAAUCCAGGCCUUCCCUGCUUUGCUGGAUCUACCUGAGGGGUCAGAGGUCAGCAAGGUCAGCUGUGGCUCCCGCCACACUGCUGCUGUGACCCGGACUGGGAAGCUCUACACCUGGGGCUGGGGCAAAUACGGCCAACUUGGCCACAAAGACACAGCCAGCUCCGACCAGCCACGACAAGUUGGCUAUUUCCCUGCAAAUGGACUCACGGUGGAGGAUGUGGUCUGUGGCCCAUGGAACACUUACAUCAGUGCUGUGGAGAAGUGAGAGCAGCCGAAAGGGUGGAGAAAGGCCCCACCUGUGGCACUGACCUGUAAAGAGACUCAGCCACCCCUGGGCUGGAAGCCGAAUGUGAUUUCUUUCACCAGGGGUGUGUUCAUGUUCAAUUGCCCCAGCCAGAGAACUCUAAUUAAUCAUCUUUCCUUUGCUAAAAGUCUUGCGCAUUUUUUUCCCAGCUCCCCUGCUGCUGCCUCCUCUAAAUGCUGCUGGGGCGGUUGCAAAGGCACAAGGCCUCAUGUAUGGUCUUGCAGGCAGACUGGCCUGAGGGAGCGGAAGUGAACUCAACACACGCAGGCAGGAGACAGUACACCUUGCUGCUGAAUAUAUUUCCUCCAGAGCUGAACUGUACACUUAGAAGGCACCAUGAGUAACAAAUUCAUUCCACACUGUUCCCUCCCCACCAGCAAGGAGCGGGGCAGAGGUGGUUAAAAUAGGCACUAAACUGCCUGAGUAGUGAGAUGCUUCCCCUGUGCUGCAGUCAAACCGUACCAUGCAGUUCCCCUGUAAUACCAGCACAGAGCUGCCUAGGACCCCUCAGCCCCUGUGGAGAAGCGCUGGGUCACAGCUGUGUACAGAGAGCCCCAGCAGCUGAGGCCAGCAUGAGAAUAAAUAACCAGCCCAGGGAGCUGUAGUGAUAAGGUGCACAUGAUCAGGGACAAGCACACUAUUUACAGAGCAUCACUCAGUGAUGGGAACAGGCACAGGCACAGCCCCAGCCCCAGCAUGUGCAGAGCAGUGGAAAGGUGCAGCUUGCAUGGGGAACAGGCCCUAGGGGGGUACAUACUAACCCCUGCUCUAGAGGGCGAGGGCAGGGGCUAGCCGAGGGGAUUACUGCCACACGGCCUAGGAAAGCUGAGCUGCCGCUCAAUUCAUAACCCCAAGAGGCCUCAAGACUCGGGUUAGGCUGCACUCCCCACUUGUGUCAGUAAUCCACCCUCUGAGCAACAUAGCUACAGCCCCCUAAUAUCCUCUCUAGACAGCGGUCGCCAUAGGGACUGCCACUGGCCAAGGUGGAGUGCCCUUGCUGGCAGGCCAAGCUGGCCCAGUAGCACAGGUACAAGGCACUAACCUAGGGGUUUCUAUAUUUACAGUGCUGCCAAGUUAGUCUAGCAGGUAGGAGGUGAAAGCAGCCAAGUCUUGCCCCAGCUCAGCUGCCUUUGUCUUUAGAAGGGCAGGUUGUGCUGGGAAAGGGCCAGGCUGCCUGACCCCAAGUCAGUGCUGGUGAAUGGAUCCUGGUAGGGAAUGCUUGGGCCACCAGCCGGGGAGGCGUGGGCUCGAGUAUCCUAGCUGCUUUUUAUGGAUCAUGGCUGACACCCUCUCCCAUUAUGCCCAUGCCUUGGGCCAGCAGGACAGUUGCACUCUCAGGGCAGGACAAGGCAUGGACCUCGAUCAGCUAGUCCAGGGCACUAGCUUCACUCCGCACAGCAUAUUGGCAGCAGGCUAAGAAGCCCAUGCUGUCCUGGAGCCCUCGGCUGCCUGGGUGCCAGCCAGCCCCAGGCCCCGCUGCUGGGAAAUGCUCAGGUGAGGAGGUAAGUAUGCAGGGGAACCGAUACUGAGUAAGCUACUAUGGGCUCUAGCACCUCAGACAGCAGCCCAGCCGGAGAGCCAAAGAAUUAACCAGUCACAGCCCAGGCAGGCAAAGCAGAAGGGCAGCUGGGGGGCACAGGGGACAGGUUGCCAUUGGAGGCUCUGGCUGCCCCACUCCAGGGCUCCAUGGGCCAUGCAGUAGUGUAUGAAGAGCAGGGAACCCUGGGCAGGAGUAGCCCCACACUUUUUAAAACAUUGCAUCUAACAUAAAAACCUGAAAGUCACUGUAGUAAAAACCAUUAAAAAAAAAAAAAAAAAAAAAAGGUCUCCCUCCCCCCACUGCAUGCGCCUGCCUCUCCCCAUGGGGAUGGCUACGCGCAGGGCAGCAUGUAGGGCCAGCUAAAAAUCCAACGUGGGGCACUUGUCAUUUUCACCUCCAGCUGAAGGGACGUACGCUCAGGCGCUGCAUAUCCAGUCAUGCUGUGCCAGAGCAGCGACCAAGCAAGUCUAAAGAGCUGGAACCCUGUGGCUGUGGCCUCCUCAACAGUGGAUGUUGGUGGUUGUGGAGUUCAGGAUCCGGGAGCUCAUGUCAGAUUUGGAAGCCUUUGAAAGUUCGCGCUGUUAAAGGGUAGAAAAAAAAUGCAAAUAAAGCACUAGCUGAGGGGAGGGCAACACAGUGAGAGGCAGCAGGGCCAGGCUGUGCCCCUGGGGCUGUGAAGCUGAGUUGCUCUCCAGCAACCUGGCCAAGGUGGCUGCCUCAGCAGCAUGUGCUACCACCACCUGUGGUCAUUCAAGGGGCAGGAGAAGGGAGCUUACAGUCAAGGAGCCAGGAGGCAUUUAGGGCCAGUAGCCCCAAACAGGCCAAGCUAGAGUAGUGCCAGGUUAGUGCAGGUCUGGGGACACAAGAACAACCCAUCUCCGCUCACAGCAGGUGGGCUUCACUCAGUGAUACUGGGACUUCCUACAUGGAUAACAGCUGCCCCUGCCCCCCCAAGAAGUCAGCUCCUGCUACAGCAAGCAGCACCCAUCCCAGCGGGGCAGGCAGCACUCCAGUUGGCUGAGAAUUUGGGCUCCAUUGGAGCAUCUGGAAAACAAGCUGGCUUGUAAGACCAUGGGGAGGGAGGGAGGAGUUGGUGUCAGGCACAUGGGACUGUCACAAUUCUGCCAGAGGGAACCCUGCUUCCUUUUGGUCCAACCACAAGUUCCUGGUCCCAGUGACCACAGAUGCCUCAAUCCCUGUGUCCCAGACCCUUGGGGGAAGCCACAGCACUGGAGUCCGGAGCUGUUCUGGAGUCUGGCCAUGAAUGCAGCCUGUGAGCUGGAGUGGAGUGCUCAGCAAGAAGGCUGGACACGAGGAAUUCUGCUCCAUGGCAGGGGCCCUGGCUUUUG
Molecule: messenger RNA, 4008 nt
Organism: Chelonoidis abingdonii (Abingdon island giant tortoise)
Lineage: Eukaryota; Metazoa; Chordata; Testudines; Testudinidae
Gene: RCCD1
Product: RCC1 domain containing 1
Source: RefSeq, a predicted model, not a curated record